AUGACAACGCAGACACAAGUGCUUACAAUCUGGCCACAAACGUAUACGGUAAGCUCGUCAACGCACCCAACGUACUCCCACCUAUCCCAAUAUUUGGCUGUACCUGUUGGAACCAUAAGUCCAGCCUGGUCGGGGGGGAGUCUCCCGCCUAUGGCAGGAAGAAAUUCGGGGUCAAACAGGUCGUACGUCGACUCCGGAUGCCGUGACUUAGGACAAAUUGUCCGGCAGUGGAACGUAAAGUUCACCGGGGAAAGUCACGACAACUUUGACACCUUCCUCACGCGCAUUACGGAGUGCCGCACAGCUUCCGGAUUGACAGAAGAAGAGCUUUUCCGAGCUCUACCGGAGCUUAUGACCGGCAUGGCAGCGACAUGGUUCCGCAACGAAUGCGACCAAUGGAUCAGCUGGGCUGAUUUCGUAGCCGAGGGGCAGGAGUGGUAUGGCUCAAACGAGGAGGUACAGCGCCGUCUAACCUGGGAUGCGCAAAUGCGCACCCAGUACGCUGGUGAGCCCGUACGAAAUUUCUUAACACAGAUUAGAAAUAUCGUGCGGCGAAUUCAACCCUCGUGGCCAGUUGAACGUCAACUGGACCUGUUUCACAGGAACAUGCGACCCGAACUACAGGAUCGAGUUAGACGGGACGAGGUGUGCAGCCUGGCAGAGCUGCUACGAAAAGCCACUGAAGCCGAAUAUCUCCUGGAGUUUAGGAGUGCGUUCCGGGAGCCACCCCUGCCUGAACACUUUUACCUGCCAGAAUCGGUGUACAAGCCUAAGACUAAGGCUGUGGAGGCCAGGAAACAGCCCAAGGUUGCUGGUAUCAGCAAGACGCAACCCGGGAGCGCAAGCUCGCAAGAGAUAACUGCCCUUCGAAAGGCAAUCGAGGAGCUGCCAAAGAAAUUGGCUAGUCCUCCUGAAGUAGCUGGGUACAAGCUACAAGCGCUAUAUGACCCUGGCGCUACACACACUGUCAUGCAAGCAGUCGAGAUCCAGAUAGCGAAUGCCUGCGGUCGUCAACUACGUCUCACGCUGGGAAGCGCGGCGAUGGCCGACAGACGACCAGCACCCACCUUAGGCCUCGUCCCCCUACCCUUCGAGCUUGGAGGGGUGAAACGAGACGUGGACGUCAUAGGACUGCCCGAGUUAUACGCUGAUUGCUAUGUCAGCGCUAACUUAAUCAACGCUUUCGGGACCGUCCAGGACCCAGUCAAUAGAGUCCUGGUGAUAAAAGGACAAGAGAUCAAGGUUCCUCUGGAGGUAGCGGGGCUGACGGCAUCGGGCGAGGUUCGACUCCCCGCCAUAGGGCUCAACGAAAUUUCGUCCAAGCAACAAGAAGGGUUGCAGACACUAUUGGACCGCUACGUGGAGCGUGAAGCUCCUUUACGAUGCACUACGUGGGUCGAGCACGAGAUCGAGGUCACGACCUCGCGACCUAUCAAAACAAAGUGCAACCCUGCUUCAGACAAAAUCCAGGAGGUCAUACACGCCCACGUGAGUGAGAUGCUCGAAAGUGGCGUGGUCGAACCGUCUAAUAGUGUCUGGGCAAGUCCGGUGGUCAUGAUACGCAAAAAGGACGGAAAGUAUCGAUUUUGCGUUGACUACCAGAAGGUAAACGCUGUGACAGUACCCAACGCGUACCCUUUGCCUCACAUGGAUAAGAUCCUGCGCAAGCUGAGAUGGGCGCGUUUUAUUUCGACUCUCGAUCUCGGCAACGCGUACCAUCAAAUUCCGCUAGCUGAGAAGGAUAAACCGAUAUCGGCGUUUACGGUGCCAGGCAAGGGACUGUUUCAUUUCCAACGGUUGCCAUUUGGCUUGAGUAAUGCGCUGGCUACGCUCCAGCGACUGAUUAACCGCUACAUUGGGCCAGAGCUCGAACCAUAUGCCUGUACCUGCCUCGAUGACACACUAAUUGUCACGGAGACAUUUGAGGAGCAUCUGAAAUGGCUAGAACAUGUGCUAAAACGCGUUCGUGACGUAGGACUCACCCUCAACCUAGAAAAAAGCGAGUUCUGUCAAUCAGAGAUAAGAUACCUCGGUGUCCUUGUAAACCGAGACGGUUUACGUGCGGAUCUGGCCAAGUUAAAGCCAAUUACGGCAUUUCCAGCUCCAAAGAGUCUGAAAGGGCGUAGGCGGUUCCUUAGCAUGGUCUCAUGGUAUAGGAAGUUCCUGCCAAAUUACUUGACGGUAGUAGAGCCUCAGCAAUGGCAGGAGAAGAGCCCCCUUGUAAUGACUUGGGGUCCGAAGAAGAAGUGGUCAGAGCCCCUCAACCACCGUUGGAAAGCGGCGCUCAGGCGAAGCGCGACCCGCCUAACGCGAGCCUAA
This is a messenger RNA of Copidosoma floridanum, 2319 nucleotides long. RefSeq lists its product as uncharacterized. Lineage: Eukaryota; Metazoa; Arthropoda; Insecta; Hymenoptera; Encyrtidae. The record is from RefSeq and is a predicted model, not a curated record.